AUGGCAUUCCUCUUUAAGUCGAAGAAGAACCAGCAGGCUUCUGGCCUACCACCCGCAACGAGAAACGUCCAUACUUCUGAAGGAGCACCCGCGGGCUCUGGAGCCGUGCUCAACGGGUCGAAAGAUGGGAUGGCCAUAUCGCAGACGCCGACGCCCAGCGGUAGCUACAAUAACUCCUUGAACUCGGUCACUAGCACCAACAGUCCGGAACAACAGCGGAUGCGGCAACGAGCUGAGUCCGAAUCCCAGGCCCAGCGUCCCCAGCAAUCUUCGUCUCCAGUCUCCAGCCCGGGUUCCUCCCUUUAUCCGUGGUCCCAACGCCGAUUAAACUUCUCAUCUCCGCAAGCGAACCCUUUCCCACGAUAUGGUGCAGCAAUCAAUGCGGUGGCUUCGAAAGAAGGCGAUGUCUACAUGAUGGGUGGUUUAAUAGACGGGUCAACUGUAAAGGGCGAUCUUUGGAUGUUGGAAAGCAGCAGCGGGAACCUGUCGUGCUUCCCGAUUGCGACGGUUUCGGAAGGGCCAGGACCUCGUGUUGGCCACGCGAGCUUGCUAGUCGGCAAUGCUUUCAUCGUCUUCGGCGGUGAUACCAAGGUGGACGAGAAUGAUACGUUGGAUGACACGCUAUACCUGCUAAACACUUCCUCCCGGCAAUGGUCGCGCUCAAUCCCCCCAGGCCCUCGGCCCAUCGGACGAUACGGUCACACUCUGAAUAUUCUAGGCUCUAAACUCUACGUUUUUGGAGGACAGGUGGAGGGUUAUUUCUUCAAUGAUCUGGUUGCGUUUGACCUAAACCAGUUACAAAACCCCAGUAAUAAAUGGGAAUUUCUCAUUCAGAACAGCCAUGAGGGCGGACCCCCACCUGGUCAAAUACCCCCUGCGAGAACGAAUCACACAAUCGUCAGUUUUAAUGACAAACUAUACCUGUUUGGAGGAACGAACGGAUUGCAGUGGUUUAACGACGUUUGGUCAUACGAUCCGAGGAGCAACAGCUGGGCCCAGCUCGACUGUGUCGGAUUCAUUCCGACGCCUCGAGAAGGACAUGCGGCUGCCAUUGUUAACGACGUAAUGUACGUUUUCGGUGGCCGGACUGACGAAGGUAUCGACCUUGGUGAUCUCGCCGCUUUCCGCAUCAGCACCCGACGAUGGUACUCUUUCCAGAACAUGGGUCCAGCACCUUCUCCGCGAUCUGGUCAUAGCAUGACGGCUUUUGGGAGACAAAUUAUUGUCCUGGCGGGCGAGCCGAGCUCGGCCCCGAGAGACCCAGUGGAGCUCAGUAUGGCAUAUAUGCUUGACACAUCAAAGAUCCGUUAUCCUACGGACAAUCCAAAUGGCGAGAAAGCACCGCUCUCGGGGCCCACCAAGACCGGGGCCGGAGACAAACAGGUCGCGCCAUCGGGGCGGGCAUCCCGUGAAGCUCAGAAUCAACCGCCAGAUCAAUACCGUCGCGGAUCGGGACCUCCGCGAGAAAGCGUGGUCAGUCCUACCGGCCGGCAGACGGAGCUGGGUCCGGGUCCAGGUUCUCGAUUACCACGGGCGUCCAUCGCCAACGCUCCUGCCGGGCCUCCGCCGCCUGGACAGGCCCCUACCCCUGGGCAGCGAGGUAACGCACCGCGAGAUGGCAACAAUUUCAGAAGCAAGACGCCACCAACAAAACCGGAGCGUGGAUAUGGUGGACCUCCAAUCGAUACGACUCGCGCCGUAACUGGUGAUAGAGAUAGGGAUUUUGCACCGCGGGACUCACCGAAAGACCCCAGGAAUGGGCCAGAGUCCAAUGGCCAGCGGACUCCCACCCAACAGUCCCAAAGAAUGUCGGCGAGAGCUAUGGAGGCCGGGGAAGCUGCUCCUCUCAUGGCACCGGCUCGGCAACGAUCUCUCCGCCAGCGCCAGCGGAGUUCCAUGGAUAGCGCUGAUGAGUCCGUCCUCGGUCGCCACGCAAGUAUGGAUGGAUCAGUGGACUCGCGAACUCACAGGAACUCCAGGGCAGGGGAAGAACCUCGCUCACCGCGGCUGACCGCCCAUCAGGAGGCAUUGCAUAAAGAGCUCGAGGCUCUUAGGAGUCGGAAUGCUUGGUACGCCUCCGAGCUCGCAUUGGCCAAGAAAUCUGGGUAUACGCCUAAUAUCUCGACAAACUCCGUGCUGGACGAACGGACAUCGGAUGCUUUCGCUGACGAGGACCGCCCCUUAAUCGAAGCGUUCCUAGCAAUGAGAGCAGAGCUAACCAAGAUGCAAGCCACCGUGGAUCGACAAGCCGCGAUUGCAUCUAAGCGCGUAGCCGAGGUUGAGCAGCAAAGAGACGUUGCCGUGAACGAGGCUGCUUAUGCCCGCGCCAAACUCGCCGCCCACGGCGGGAGUCAGCAAAGCACACCAUCGCUGGAUGGACAGUCUCAGGACCUUGACAAGGCAGCAUCUGAUCGCAGCACAGAUCUUAGUCGCAGGUUGGCCUUGGCACUUGCGUCUUACAACGAACUCAAGUCGAAACUGGAAGCAGUUACGACAGAUCUUGACCAGGAGAAGCGUGGCAGGGAAUUGGCAGAAGAGACUUCCGAAGCUACCAGGAGAAGGCUGGCCGAGCUGGAAAUGCAAAACAAUCCUUUGGAAACUGAAAGCUUGCGCGCCCAACUACACCAGAUUGAGGCAUCUCUGAGGGAAGAGUCGAUCUUGCGUUCGGAAGCUGAAUCGUCAUCAAAACAGUUGACCUUGGAUAAAGAGGAGCUGUCAAGGAAGCUCGAGGAUUCUACCAAUCGUCUGAGGGAUUAUGGCGAUAAUAUUGGUGGUUUGAGAGAGGCUGUAACCGCAUCCGUGGAGAAGGCUUCCAUCCUGGAAAAGAAAUUGGACGAGGAACGCGAGCGACGUGAAGGGUUGGAGAGAAAAUUGCUGCAGCUGAGGUCUGAGCACGAAGAACGAACGGCUGAGCUGGAGAACGCAACACGCCGCCUCCGAGAUGCAGAAGAGUUGGCUGAGAGUCAUGCCAGAGAAGCCGAAACCCAUAAAAAUGCAUUCAUUUUGGGUCUCGAGCGAGCUUCGUCGUUUGACUCUGAAACCUCAAUACGCUCACUUGUCGAUCAACGAGUGGCUAGUUCCGAGGCACAGGUGGAGAGGGCUAAUAAGUUGGCGAAAGCCAGUCAAGCUGCUGCCGAUGAAGCAGUCGAGAAACUGCGCCGCGCGGAGGAGAGAAUCGCAGGUCUGGAAGCCUACCAAGAGCAGGCUAGUAGGGAAGGUCUGCAGCUUCGGCGACAACUCCAGGCAGCGAUGAAAGACUGCCAAACCUUUACCACGGAGAACCGAGAACUGAAGGCUAAGAUUGAGACCCACCAGAGGGAGGCUGGAGCCUUGGCUGUCCAGCAUACCGCUCUGAAGGACCUCCUUGGUGAACGCGGUUACACCGAUAGUAGCCGCUCUCCUCGCAUAGAGUCCCCUGGUUCUCGAUUUGGCACUCCAGAGCAAAAUCGACUCAGAGAAUUGGAGCAACAGCUCUCGACGAGCAUGAAGGCUCAUGAUGAGUUAAAGGCAUCAUUCGAGACGCGUGAACAAGAGACCGAUCGUGCUUACAGAGAAAAGCUGGAACAACUCGAGAAUGACUACCAAUCUGCCGUUCACUACGUCAAGGGCACUGAGAAGAUGCUGAAGCGGAUGAAGGACGAGCUUACUCGGUACAAGGCGCAGAAUGCAAGGAUCCAGUCCGAAUUGGAAGCCGCCCAAAGCCGAGAGGGCUCAGAGACACCGUCAGGAUGGGAGGCUGAACGAUCCGAGCUUCAACAAUCACUGGCCGAUUUACAGCGAGACACGUCGGUUUCUAUUGCCAACCUUGAGGAUCAGAUUACGAGUCUGAAAGAGAGUCUAGCGUCCUCCGAGGCAGAAAAGGAGAAAUCCGUUGCAGAAUAUGAAUCAAUAAAGCAGGAACUUCUUGCGGUCACUGAGAGGAGUCGCUCGGAGCUAGAGCAACUAAAGGACGAGAACUCGUUGCUUGAAUCUCGCGCAGUAGAUGCCGAACAAAAGGUUUCCAUGCUCCUGGACCAGGUUGAGGCUUCUGUUGGACAUUAUCGGCGGCAGUCGCAGCACGGUGGUGCCAACGGGAUCUCUCGCACUCACAGCAACGCCUCCAGCGGUACAAUCGGAGCUGGGACACGACGGUCCAGGGCUAAUAGUGCCGUGUCGCAGGAUGAUACCUUCCUCGACAACCGUGGCUCCAUGGCCCUCGACUCGCUGGCGAACGAGUUGGAAGCUCUACGCAGCCACUGGGAGAGUACCAAUAGCAACUAUCGGUUAAGCACCCAGUCGGACUUUGACCGCACCCCAACCAAGGACUCCGGGCUCAGCGACAGCCUGGCAGAAUGGAGACGACGACUGGACGAAGAAGAAGCGAGAGCAGGCUCUCCGGAAAAGAGUAAGCUUCGCAAUGCUGCCGAAGGACAUGCACCAGCGAAUAUGAUCUAA
This is a messenger RNA of Aspergillus mulundensis, 4434 nucleotides long. RefSeq names its product putative cell polarity protein (Tea1). Bases 1 to 4434 code for a protein of 1477 amino acids. The record is from RefSeq and is a predicted model, not a curated record. NCBI's taxonomy places the organism in Eukaryota, Fungi, Ascomycota, Eurotiomycetes, Eurotiales, Aspergillaceae. The transcript is spliced from 4 exons. Gene Ontology annotation, biological process: regulation of cell shape. Gene Ontology annotation, molecular function: protein binding.